GAACUCCUCACUGAGCUAAGUAGGGUGAUGAGGAGUUUGAAGUGUGCUGUUCGGUUUUCUGAUGCAUACUCAGAUGGUCUAACAGGUAGACUCUGGAAACAGCGGUGGUAAUGACAGAUUCCAAAUCUCUCCGUUUCCCGUGGUCUUGGAUUGCUCCUGUGGUGAAGGGAUCCUGCGUUCAGAAGUUUGGACAGUGGCCUCCUGUUUCCCCAGCUUUCUGACUGGCAGAUAUCAUUUGACAGAUAGUCAGGCGUCCUCCCUGUGAGAUACGCUGUGCCACAGCCCGCACGUGCUCUUCAUCGCAGAUGCGCCCACGCAGGUCUCUGGAUUGGCUAGAACACCUGCAGGUGUCUCCUAUGGCUGGCGGCUGGAAUCUGGCUUUCAUCAGUGCUAAAGACCCAACCUCAGGAAGCCCUGCAAAAAGAAUCAGGUGUUGGAGCCUAGCAGUCAUGAACCCUAUUUUGUUCAGAUGGUGAGGAACUGGUAUGACCGAGGGCGGCAUCUAUAGCAGCUGAUGUGUCCAAUUUAGCCUCAAAAAGAAAAGGAUUGUCUUCCCUCUCCCGUCGAGAGGUGCAGGGGUUCGGGGAAGGAGUGCCGACCUCUCUUGCAUUUCACCAUCUGUAAAAUGAGGUUGAAAGAUUUACCUUGGGCCAGUGAGAUGGCUCAGUGAGUAAGAGCACUUGGAACUAAGCCUGAAGACCCGAGUUCCAUCCCUAAGAACUGACUCGUGCAGAUUGUUCUCUGACCUCCAGCUGUGCAUCGUGAUGCUCACAUGUCCUCUAGCUAAAUAAAUAAGUAGACAAAUAUCUGUAGUAGCAAAUGUAAUCUAUCCUGGAGACUUCAUCGCCCUUCAUCGUUCCGGAAUCUCAAUAUUCUCUGAACAUCAGAUGCUCCAUGGCUGCCUCUUGUUUUAAUAGUAAAACACAGCACAGUUAUUAAGCUGACUUUCUUAUCUAGGUGCUCGCCCAAGUGAAAUUUGCCUCAUCAGAGCGCAAGGACACUCUCAGGUGAGAAGACGUGGCAGUUGACAGUUAGGUGAGGAACCAACAGAAAUCCACAGCAUCUGGAGCUUCUAGGGCAUGGUUCUGAAGUGGGUGUCCUUGCUGAAUGUCAUCGGGUGCACUGCAGUGUGAUGGUGAAAGCAAGAAGAUCUGGAGUCUGUGGCUAUCCAGGGCUACAUGAAAGUCUAUGAAAAACAGCAAGAAGAUGGAAAGUUAAGACGAAAGGAAAGAGAACCUGCGAGGCGGCGAAGCCUGGAGGAGUCACGCAGAGUCACGCAGACGAUUCGAACCAUGAAAUCGAUGACCAGUCGUAAGUCACUGUGGGUGCUGCUGUUGAUAGUUAUCUUCUGGGUCUCUUUUACAGUUUUCAGAAACCCAUCAAAGAUAUGGGCUCCAUUCAAGCUGCCUGUGUCCUUCAGUGGCUGGAACUUGGUCAUGAAAUCCUCGUGUCCUGCAGUGCUUCCGAACCCACCAGUCUCACCGACAGAGACAGAGCUGAGAGUCCGGGAGGUCCUGGAGAAGCUAGAUCAGCAGAUCCCUCCCAGACCCUUCACCCACCUCAACACCACCACCAGCGCCACACACAGCACCGUCACCAUCCUCAACCCUCGAGACACAUACUGCACGGGGGACAGACUGGAGGUGCUGCUGGAAGCUAGGGACUACUCUGGUCGCAGGAAGGAGUAUGGAGGGGACUUCCUGAGGGCCAGGAUAUCCUCCCCAGCCCUGAAGGCAGGAGCUUCUGGAAAGGUGACAGACUUCAACAAUGGCACCUACCUGGUCAGCUUCACUCUGUUCUGGGAGGGCCAGGUGGCCCUGUCUAUCCUGCUCAUCCAUCCCAGUGAAGGGGUGUCAGCCCUCUGGAGGGCACGGAAACAGGGCUACGACAGAAUCGUCUUCACUGGCCUGUUCGUCAGUGGAACCUCUCAGGUCCGCACCGAUUGUGCCUUGGUUCUAAACUCAAGUGCCGAGUUGUGCCAGUAUCUGGAUGCCCAGGACCAAGAAGCUUUCUACUGUGAGAAGCCUCCGAAUGUUCCCUGUGCUGCCCUCACCCACAUGCAUUCAAAGAACAAGGAAGUUUCCUAUCUUAGGCAGCAAGAGAGGCGCCUCUUUGAAAGGUCAAAUAUAGGUGUGGAGAUAAUGGGAAAACCCAAUGUGAUUAGUGUCUCCAAAUGCAACAAAGAAGCUGUUCCAGCAAAAGAGAGGUGCAAGCUCGGGAUGGUACCUGCAAUCCCCAGUGGGCAUGUCUGGAAAAACACAUGGAAUCCAGCUUCCUGUAGUUUGGCUCCAAUCAAAAUGAAAGACUGCCUGAGAGGAAAAUUCAUCCAUCUGAUGGGUGAUUCCACAAUCCGCCAGUGGAUGGAAUACUUCAAAAGCAAAAUCAACACACUGAGGUCUGUGGAUCUGCAUGAGACUGGAAAACUGCAACACCAACUCGCCGUGGACCUGGAUGAAAAAAUCAACAUCCAGUGGCAAAAACAUGGUUACCCCCUUAUUGGCUCAUUGGUCUACUCUGUCAAAGAAAUAGAGAACAUCGCACGGAUAAUUGACAGAACUGGAGGAGAGAAAAAUACGGUCAUCGUCAUUUCUCUGGGUCAGCAUUUCAGACCUUUCCCUAUUGACGUUUUUAUCCGAAGGGCCCUCAAUGUCCACAAAGCUCUUCAGCGUCUUCUCCUGAGAAGCCCAGACACGAUGGUUGUCCUCAAAACAGAAAACACCAGGGAGAUGACCAGCGACGUGGAAAGACUUAGUGACUUCCAUGGUUACACCCAGUAUCUCGCCUUACAGGAUAUUUUCCAGGGUCUCAAUGUGGGUGUCAUUGAUGCCUGGGAUAUGACCAUUGCAUAUGGCACAAAUGACGUCCAUCCACCACAGUAUGUGGUUGGAAGUCAAAUUAAUAUAUUCUUAAACUAUAUUUGCUAGGAAGCACAUAACUCUGAAAGUCACUCAUUGAAGCUCGAAGAUAUGGUGAAUCCUGCUCGCACGCCAGAUACCAGGAUGUCCCAGUUAGUCCAAGGAGGUAGUCUGGGGCCCAUGCAAUCCACCCCGUUUAGCCUAACAAGGCCCUAGACUGGGCUUCUGCUUCAGCUGAAGCUAAAAAGAAUCAAUGAAAGGUCCUAUCUUUUUUGACCAGAGCCCUGCUGCUCUUCAUCAAUUGGAAGUUAGGGUUCCCUGCUCCUACAAGUUCAGAAAAAUGAAGCAAUUUUGUAUACAAUUUUUUAAAGGUCUUUGAUUCCAUCUGUAAAUAUUUUUGUGGAGAAUUUUUACAUCCAUGUUCAUCAAGGAAAUUGAUCUGUGCUUUUUUUCUGGGUCAUGUCUCAGAGUUUGCCAUAAGGGUGACACAGACUUCAAAGAAUGACUUCGGUAGCAUUCCCUCUGUCUGUGAUUUGUGGAAGGUCUAAGAAGUGUUGGUUAGGUUUCUUUAAUAGUUUCAUAGUAUUCAGUAGUGAACCUGUCCAGGCCAGGACUUUUCUUUGGAGACCUUUAAUUACUGCUUCAAUUUCAUGGCUUUUUAUGGAUCUGCUUAAAUUGUUUCUAUUUUCUAGACCUACAUUUUGAUAGGCCAUAUACGUUUAGAAAUUUGUCUCUCUUCUAGUCUUUACAGUUUUUUUGGAAUAUAAGAUUUUGGAUCAACCAAAACAAAAUACACACGGAAACACUACCGUGAAACCUAAUUUUUGUAUGCUGAUUUUAGAAUAAUUGAAAAGUAAAUAAAAUUUUAAAAUGGAGAACACAUUAAAGUAGGAAUGAACAAUAGAAAAUAUUUUAGUGACUUUUUUAUUCUUA
This is a messenger RNA of Microtus ochrogaster (prairie vole), 3788 nucleotides long. It is a transcript of the gene Nxpe4, whose product is annotated as NXPE family member 4. Bases 1179 to 2924 code for a protein of 581 amino acids. The transcript is spliced from 11 exons. NCBI's taxonomy places the organism in Eukaryota, Metazoa, Chordata, Mammalia, Rodentia, Cricetidae. The record is from RefSeq and is a predicted model, not a curated record.